AUGGUCGAAGUUAAGAUAACAGAGGACAUUAGAAUAGGCGGUAAAAAUCCUUGCUUCAUUAUAGCUGAAGUUGGACAAAAUCACCAAGGUGACAUUGAAGUAGCGAAAAAAUUAAUCAAAGCAGCAAAGGAUGCGGGCGCUAACUGCGUGAAGUUUCAAAAGACUUGUCUGAAUGAAAAAUUUACGAAAAAGUAUUUGGAGAAGCCUUACGAUAGCCCGAAUUCAUGGGGGAAAACUUACGGUGAACAUAAGAGACAUUUAGAAUUUUCGGAAAGUCAAUACAGAGAAUUGUUUAAAUAUGCCCAAGAGGUUGGAAUACUCUUCACCGCUUCAGCAAUGGACAUGGUAUCUUUCGACUUUUUGGUGAACAUAAAAGUGCCGUUCAUAAAAAUCGGAUCCGGCGAUUCCAACAAUUUAUUAUUCUUGAAAUAUGCCGCAUCCAAGAAGAUCCCUCUUAUUAUAUCCACGGGAAUGGUUGAUAAGCAGGCAGUGAAAACUAUAUACGACAUUAUUGCUGCUCAACACAAACAAUUCUGCUUGUUACAUUGUAUAUCAGCGUACCCCGUUCCCUUCGAGGACUGUAACCUGACCGUCCUACAAGACUACAAGAACACUUUUGACAUCCCGGUCGGAUAUUCUGGUCAAGAAGUUGGCACCGCUGUUGCUUUGGGUGCAAUAGCACUGGGAGCUAAGGUCUUGGAGAAGCAUAUAACUUUAGACAAAGGUCUCCGAGGCACAGAUCACGUGUGUUCUUUAACACCGACAGAGUUCCAACAGCUGGUGCGCGAUGUGCGAGUCAUUGAAGCCUCGCUCGGUACACCCAUUAAAAAAGUUGUUACUUCAGAGAUUCCUUGCAUCGAUAAACUGCAAAAGUCGCUUGUGAUGGGUUGCACUAAAAAUAAAGGCGAGAUCCUUUAUCCGGGUGAUGUUAAGAUCAAAGUUGCUGAACCGAAAGGUCUGAACGCGUUGCACUUCGAAGACGUUAUAUAUAAAACACUUGUCUACGAUAAGAAGGAAGACGAACCACUCAACGAAGGAGAUUUCUGUUGA
Messenger RNA from Danaus chrysippus (African queen), 1050 nucleotides. The record is from the annotation of a GenBank genome assembly. Lineage: Eukaryota; Metazoa; Arthropoda; Insecta; Lepidoptera; Nymphalidae.